Molecule: messenger RNA, 4488 nt
Organism: Magallana angulata
Lineage: Eukaryota; Metazoa; Mollusca; Bivalvia; Ostreida; Ostreidae
Product: fasciclin-1-like
Exons: 13
Coding region: 46-2496 (816 amino acids)
Biological process (GO): extracellular matrix organization; cell adhesion
Cellular component (GO): extracellular matrix
Molecular function (GO): cell adhesion molecule binding
Source: RefSeq, a predicted model, not a curated record
AGUAGCGCCCCCUGGAUCAGGUAAACAAUUUAAAAAUCUGCAGUCAUGGAGCGUUGUGGGGCGAUCCUGCGACUUCUCAUUUCGAUUUAUCUGGUUAAUUAUGUGAACGGACAGCUAAUAUCAGGGAACGUUUUACAAAUUCUGCAGCGGACAACUGGGUUUUCUAAGUUUGCUCAGUUGGUGGUCCGGGCCCAGUUAACCCGCCUCUAUGAAUCUCCGACCUCACUCACGUUGUUUGCGUUUAAUGACACCGCCUACAACAAUUUGCCGUACAAAGAACGCAAUGUCAUCGAUAGCUACUCCGAGAAAGACCUCAAGGACUACAUCAUGUUCUGUACCAUAUACGGAACCCGCCUCACUUCAGGUGAAAUGAGGGACAAUUUGCAAUUGCGAAGCAUGGACUCCAACGGUGACAAGUUAUUUAUAAAUCGUAAAUACAGAUCGUUCACAACCUCCUCUGGAUCUUUUGGGCCGGUCAAGUUCUACGUCAAUGGAGUAGAGAUUUCAGAGGGAACUAAUCGGGACAUUUCCGCCACUAACGGGGUCGUGCACGGGUUGAACGGAGUGAUGCGGAAGACGAGUCAGAGCACGGCGUACGGAUGGAUCCAGGAGCCAGAAGACUCCAUACAGAGAUUCACACAAUUCACCGAUCUCAUGAGCUACUUACACACAUUUGAGAACAUCAACGAUUUGUCCUCCCCCGACAAAAUCACCACCUUCUUUGUUCCCAAUGACAACGCCAUGCAAAAAAUUCCGAUGACUCAACUUAAUCGACUGAGGAAUGACCCGAUGGAGCUCCAAAGGAUUCUGCAGGCCCACUACAUCCCAAACCGAGCCGUGUUCACAAACUGUAUCUCCCACAACGAGGGCGCCACAAACGCUAAAGGACUCCCCAUCACCUUCAGGAAACCGUCGGGGUACAAUGUGUAUGUGAACAGUGAUGGAGUGAGUGCGGCCAUUAUUGAGGGAAACAUCACCGUGUCGAACGGUGUCGUCCACAUUGUGGAUCAACUCCUUGGAUUCGUCUACAACAACAUCCGCGAACAGAUCCAACAGGAAUCCACGAAAUUUGAGCAGAUGAUCAACCUGGGGACGGAGACCGUGAAGAACUCCCUGGUCCAGCCGUCGGGCGUGACCGUGUUCGUGCCGCUGGAUUCAGCCUUCCAGAAAGUGGCCAACAUCCGCUGGGCCAACCUCAACUCCAACCAGACCCUGGUGGAUAUGGUUCUUCGUCUCCACAUUCUUCAGCCUAACAACAUGAUCACGAUCUCGUCACUGCCCGGGCUCAGUGGCUACGAGAGUCGGAUGUACCGACAGACUCUGUACAGUAACGAACGACUCACCAUCUACAACGAACGCAACGAGACCUGGGUGCAGGGUGGCAAUGUGAAGGCACGAGUGAUUCGCCCGGACAUCAAGACGGUGAACGGAAUGGUCCACAUCAUCGACUCACUGCUGGGAAUCCCCUACCUGGACCUCCCCAUGCUGAUAUGUAGUGAUGUCUGGCUACUGAGGACCUACGACUACAUGAGACGAGUGGGCCUCAAGAACUACCUGACUGACCGGCGAUUCACCGCCGAGAAGUGCAGCUUUGAGAUCUAUGGAUACCCACAGAACUACGGCUCAGCGGUCACUCAGAACACUGGGUCCCAGUCCAGCCAGUGCUCCAACUGUUACAUGCCCCAGUACCAGAACUCCUACCCCUGCAACAGUGCACUGUGUGCCAACACUAACACUGGGGGAGGUACCACCUGUCCCGGCUACUGCCAGCAACAACAGUAUGCAAAUACGCAGCAGUGUAUGCAGUGUAAUACCAAUACCAAUACCAAUUGUCCAGAUUACUGCAAACAACAACAGUACGCCAACCAGCAGGUGUGUAUGCAGUGUAAUGGCGGGGGGACCAGUCAGUGCCCCUCGACCUACAUCAGCUACUGCAGCAACCCUGCCAACGCCAACGUCAGUCCCUGUAAUGCCUACCCUUGUAACAUGCUGAACGGGAUGAACACGGGGUCUCAGAGUACUUCAGCCUACGACCUCGGGUUCUGUGGUACGACCGCUGUGGCCUGUGAUUUCACGGUGUUCGUACCUAACUCCAGCGCCAUCGACUACUUCUCUGUAACCAACAAUGGCUACCGCGUGAUGAGGGACACGCCAAGGUUCCAGUGGCUGUUCAAGCGGCUCAUCCUGCCCGGGCGCCUCUACAUUGAGAAGAUAGGUAACGGUAACCACCAGAUGAAGAUGAUGAACGGAGAACUCGUCACCCUGACCAAGAACAACGACCGAGACGUGAGGAUUUACUUCGGUGGAGCAUCGUCUAACGUUAUUCACAUGGAUGAAGGGGCCACAAACGGGGUAAUCCACAUCAUAGACCAGCUCCUGUUUGUGAACGAGGACCUCACUCGGGACGUGUCAUCCGCGCGUCUUGUGACUUUCUCUCUGUGGCUCCUGCUAGGGACGAUUUUUAUUGCGCGAUGGUUGCUGAGGUUCAUGAGAUGAUUUGGGAGUUGAUCCUGCCCUGUGCCGUUGCCUUCAGAAUUUUUUGAUACCCAUAUUUUUCAUUUGUACAUAGUAUAGAUGUAUAUGUAUAUAUAUUUUUUUCUUUCUCCAAUUAACAUAUUAUAUAUGUAUAAUGGCAUAUCUUCUGAUCACUUUAUGAUCAAACCAACGUACGUCCUCUUCUGUACGUUCUGUGACAUUCCUGUUGAUUGAGAGAGGGUUUUUUUUGUUUCAGUUUGUGUCAUUUAAAUGUUAAGUCCAUAAAAGCCAUUGUGUGUCUUACACUUACAAUGCAGGUGGUUGUGUCCUUACACCUGUUCGGUGCUAGUGUAAGUUUUAACUGAAAAUUAAGGACUUUACAGUCAAAGUGAAAAACUUUUUAACGAUCAGAUUUUUUCUUUGUUUCAUUAUAACAGUUGUUAAUGAUUAUUUUUGAUACCCAGGGAAUAAAUUUUAAAGUACAGGGAUAUUCAGUGACUACUGGUAUACACAUGUAUAAUAUGAAAACAGGUCCUUAACUCUUUUAUGGUUUAUCAAUUCAACGUUAAUAUUUGGGAAUUGAAAUUCCUUUGUAUCCAUUUAUUUAAAUAGUUUUGACUAGUCAAGAAAUAUAUGCAAACAGAGAAGAGAUAUUACAAAGUAAUUUAUAUUUACAAAGAGUAAUUAUACGGUUUAAUGUACCUUAAUACUUCAAUCAUUAUAGUGUGUAAGGAAUGAAAGUUUUGAAAUCUGACCUCACAUCAACGUGCCUCCUCAGUUUCUGUGUCCUGCGAUUGUUUUGUUGUUAAAAAUCAAAUCAACUUCUGAUCUGUGAUAUGAAUCAUUCCAUUACAGUUUGUAAAUGAAAACAUUCCUUUUUUUCCCCUCAAAAAAUGUUGUCGUAAGAUUGAGGUUACAUGACCAAUUAUUUUUUAAUUAGGUCAUGUUUGUUGUUUACAAUUUUAUGUACCAGGGCAUCGUUUUCUGUUCAUUUAUAUUUUUAGUCAUACAUCUAAUUUUUACAUGUAUUGGUCAUUGUGUCAUACUCCAAAUACUGUAGACAUGUUAUAUUUGGGCUGUGUAUUUUACUUACCAGCAUUUUUGGCAAAAAAGUGGCCUCCGCUCAAUUAAGUACAUUUUGUUAAAAAGAAAUUAAAUGAUUUCCGCCAAAUAUUGUACACGCUAGGUAAAAUACGACUACGGUAUGAUAUUUUCCAAAAAAGCUUUUUCAGCAAGUUAGCAUGGAUUUGAUUUAGGACGUUUCUGAAUGCGCCUGUUUAUCUACAUAUAUAGGACAUUGUGUGUUAUUCUUCAUUAAGCGGACACUGUUUUUCACCAAAAUCACUAAAUAGAAUACACAACCAACUGUAGGGUGUUUACAGUACUUUGAUUUUUCAUCACUCUGGCAUGCAGGGCUUACAAUUCUCAACCGUAUUAUUCCAUUGGCUAUUUCUCCAUGUGUUUGAUUGUUGUGAUCAUUCUUCACUCUCUAUUGUGAGGAUUCUCUCCCUUCAUUCCAUUAGCUGUAACUGUCAAUCAUCUUUGAUUGACAUGUGUCAUGUUGCAAUUGCCAUAUGUACAUAGUGAGUGAAUGACUGAGUGUUUGUGAUGUUAUUGAACUGUGAUGUCAUAAAUGAGUAUUUUGUUAUUAUAUACAUGUAGAGUGGUAAUAGCUAGCCGGUGUUUUAUAUGAAUGCAUGUAACCAUUUUAACGACCAAGCUUUUAAUUCCACUAAUCGCUUCUUAUAUACAUUUUUAUCAACCUAUAGCUGUCUUUCAAACAGCAUCUUCCAUAUCAAUUCAUGCAUGUUAUGUAAUCAUAUGUAAAAUGUCUUAAAUCAUAUCUUUACAAUAAUUUAAAUUUUUACACGUAACUAUGUUUUCGUGUUGUUCUAGAUUCAAUGUUUAUUUCAUUGAAUUUUUAAUGUUUCUAAUUUUUAUUUUUCAUUCUUGUACUUGCUAAUCAUGUUUAAGUUAAAUGGGAGGUUUUUUUUGUUUUUUUUUUUGGGGGGG